Molecule: messenger RNA, 4165 nt
Organism: Manihot esculenta (cassava)
Lineage: Eukaryota; Viridiplantae; Streptophyta; Magnoliopsida; Malpighiales; Euphorbiaceae
Exons: 8
Coding region: 289-3759 (1156 amino acids)
Biological process (GO): peptidyl-serine phosphorylation; peptidyl-threonine phosphorylation
Cellular component (GO): cytoplasm
Molecular function (GO): protein tyrosine kinase activity; ATP binding; protein serine/threonine kinase activity
Source: RefSeq, a predicted model, not a curated record
CUCUCGCCUCCCGUGUGCCAUGCCGGGCCUGAGAGAAACUGCAGGCCGAAAUUGAUUUUUAAAAAAAGAAAGAAGAGAAAACCCAAAUGUAAAAUUGAAGUAUUUUGUUGGUAUUGUAGUUUAUGGUACUGAUGAUUUCCUUUUCAUAUGGCUAUGGAAUCUACACUCUUUCGAAGCCCUCUUCUCCUUCUUUCUCACACGCAGAAUCGCUUCUGAUUUGCCCCAUUUUCGAUCUGCUUGGUUAAUUAUUCUUCCUUCCAUCUGCUAGUAGAUCUGUAGCAGCUGAUUAUGGCAGACACAAGUUCAGUAGAUGUGAUUCUGGACUUUCUGCGAAGAAAUCACUUUACCAGAGCUGAGGCAGCAUUGCGCAGUGAGCUUAGUAAGCGCCCCGAUUUGAAUGGAUUUCUCAAAAAACUUAAUCUUGAAGACAAAGAAUUGGGAAAGGUGUUGGAUGAGGAGAAUGGGAAACCAGGAACUGAUCGUCAGGUUUUUGGUUCUCAAAAUAGCUUUGAAGUUUCUAAUGAACUUAUUAUUAAAGAAAUAGAGUGUGGAACAAGCAGAAAUGAGUCUGAAAGCAAAUGGAGAAACUCCGCUUUGGCUGGAGAGUGGAGCAGUAAGCCUAAUGAAGCAACUGGCACAAUGGCUUCUGAGGAUAGUGUCCUUGAUUUAUAUUCAUGGAACUUUAAUGCUCGCAAUGGUCACUCUUCUGAUCCUUACCAAAAUGAUGGUGGUAACACUGAUAACUGCUCUAGUAGAGCAAUUGCAAAAUCUGGAGAAGAGGUCAUCUUCUCUGGUGAAAGUAGGGGUUUGUGGCCUGGAAGCACAAGUACUGCUAAUGCUAAAGCAGAAGCUAACUAUGAAAGAAUUCUGACUAGUGAAUCAAAGGAACUUGAUCAGCAGCUUAAGACUCCUGUUGUAUACCCUGCGGAAAACACAUGGUCUAGAAGUGAGGGCACUAGCACUGCAGCAACGUGGAAUGAUUGUCCUGUCAAGACUGUUUUACCUUUUCCCAAGGGGGAAGUAUCAAUCAGUUAUGAUGUUAACACUGGUUUGGAAAAAAGAGAAGGAAAGAAGAAAGCCAAUAUAGGUGAUGUUAGGGUUGCAAUCAAAGAGCAGGUGGAUGAGGUUGGAAGAGCUUUAUACUUUGGGAAGUCUCAGGGGAAUACAGACCAAAAAAAUUUAAGUGACUUAAGUUUUUCUCUUGCAUCUGAUAAUCAAAGGGAAGAAUUCCCAAGGCUUCCACCUGUUAAACUCAAGUCGGAAGACAAACCAUUGAACAUCAAUUGGCAGGAAAAAUUUGAGCGUGAUGGGCCAGUUGUGAAGCACAGCAGUACUGACAAUACUUUCCUUAUUGGGUCAUAUCUUGAUGUUCCUGUUGGACAAGAAAUCAACUCUUCAGGAGGAAAAAGGAUUGCUGGAGGCAGCUGGCUAUCUGUGAGUCAAGGAAUUGCUGAGGAUACAUCUGAUUUAGUUUCUGGUUUUGCAACUGUUGGUGAUGGACUAAGUGAAUCAAUUGAUUAUCCAAAUGAAUACUGGGACUCUGAUGAAUAUGAUGAUGAUGAUGAUGUUGGGUACAUGAGACAACCAAUUGAGGAUGAGGCCUGGUUUCUGGCCCAUGAGAUUGAUUAUCCAAGUGACAAUGAGAAGGGAACAGGACAUGGGAGUGUCCCUGACCCUCAGGAGAGAGGUCCGAUUAAAGAUGAAGAUGAUGAUCAAUCUUUUGCCGAGGAGGAUUCUUACUUCUCUGGUGAGCAGUAUUUUCAAUCAAAAACUGUUGAACCAAUUACAGCUGCAGAUGAUCCCAUUGGGUUGUCAACACAAAUGUAUAGGACUCAUGAGAAUGAUUUGAUAGCUCAAUAUGAUGGACAGUUAAUGGAUGAAGAAGAGCUAAAUUUAAUGCGUGCAGAACCCGUCUGGCAAGGAUUUGUCACCCAGACGAAUGAGCUUAUCAUGCUUGGGGAUGGGAAGACCCAGAAUGACUGUGGAAGACCACGGCUGGAUGAUAUAUGCAUGGAUGAUGAUCAACAUGGUUCAGUGAGAUCAAUUGGUGUGGGUAUAAACAGUGAUGCUGCUGAUUUUGGCAGUGAAGUACGGGAAAGUUUGGUUGGAGGCAGUAGUGAAGGGGAUAUAGAGUACUUUCAUGAGCACGAUGUUGGAAUUGGUGGGUCGAGACCCUCUCACCAUGAAUCAGACAAGAAAAAUGUUGAUAGACAUAAUGGGGAUAAAAAGAGAAUCAGUAAACCAGAUUCUAAUAAAUAUAUAGCUGGGAAUGACAAAGUUGUGUCUUCCCAAGUGAAAGAUCAUAGAGAUGGGGGAUUUUCAUUUCCCCCACCAUUGAGGGAUGGGCAAUCGGGACAGGCAGCACCUGGUAAAUCUGUAUGGUUAAACAAUAGUAAAACAAUUAUUGGUGCCGAAACUGAUGACUGCAUGAAUGCUUCGACAGCUACAGAUGAUAUGCUUGCUGCAUGGAGGCAGAAAAGCAGUGAUUCUUCAACUGUCAAAAGUUCUAGGGAUGAGAAUAAUAUCAAUACUGUAAGAUCUGCGGCUUCUUCUCCCUCUACACUUUCAAAUUAUGGUUAUGCAGAACAAGAGCAUGCCAAAAAAGAAGAUGAGAAAGUUGGCUUUGCGAGGGAAGAGGAUCCUGGGGCAUCACUUGAGGAUGAAGAGGCAGCUGCUGUGCAAGAGCAAGUAAGGCAAAUUAAGGCUCAGGAGGAGGAAUUUGAGACUUUUAACCUCAAGAUUGUGCAUAGAAAAAACAGAACUGGUUUUGAAGAGGACAAGAACUUCCAUGUUGUUUUGAAUUCUGUAAUUGCUGGCCGUUAUCACGUCACCGAGUAUCUUGGAUCAGCUGCUUUCAGUAAGGCUAUACAAGCACAUGACCUCCAUACAGGCAUGGAUGUCUGUGUUAAAAUCAUAAAAAACAACAAGGACUUCUUUGAUCAGAGUCUUGAUGAGAUAAAGCUUCUAAAGUAUGUCAACAAGCAUGAUCCUGCUGACAAGUACCAUAUUCUCAGAUUGUAUGAUUACUUCUAUUACCGAGAGCAUUUGUUAAUUGUAUGUGAACUUCUCAAGGCAAACUUGUACGAGUUCCAUAAGUUCAAUAGAGAAUCAGGAGGAGAGGUUUACUUUACAAUGCCAAGAUUGCAGUCUAUUACCAUUCAAUGUUUGGAGGCGCUUCAGUUUUUGCAUGGGCUUGGCCUUAUACACUGUGAUUUAAAGCCUGAGAACAUAUUGGUGAAAAGCUAUAGUAGAUGUGAGGUUAAGGUUAUUGAUCUUGGGAGUAGCUGUUUUGAGACAGAUCAUCUGUGCUCCUAUGUUCAAUCCAGAUCCUAUCGAGCACCAGAGGUUAUCUUGGGACUUCCAUAUGAUAAGAAGAUAGAUAUUUGGUCGCUUGGCUGCAUCUUGGCUGAACUUUGCACAGGAAAUGUACUCUUCCAAAAUGAUUCACCAGCAACAUUACUGGCACGAGUUAUUGGAAUCAUAGGUCCUAUUAAUCAAGUUAUGCUGGCUAAAGGGCGAGACACCUACAAGUAUUUUACCAAAAAUCACAUGCUUUAUGAGAGGAAUCAGGAAACCAAUAGACUGGAAUACCUGAUACCAAAAAAGACAUCUUUGAGGCACCGAUUGCCAAUGGGAGAUCAAGGUUUCAUCGAUUUUGUUGCUCAUUUGCUCGAAAUAAACCCAAAGAAGCGCCCUUCUGCAUCAGAGGCGCUGAAGCACCCAUGGCUGUCAUACCCUUAUGAGCCAAUAUCAGCUUGAACUGAUGGAGGAUUCUCUUGGUGGAGAUGGGCCUUGCUGUAGCUGCCUUUGUGUUUAGUUUUCGCAGUCUUGUUGAAGGAAGGGGCAACUGAUACUGCUCUAUUUUAACUGAUCUUCAAAGUCAUUUUCGCUCCUCGGCAGACCUGCAGGCACUGAAAGGUGUGUUUGGUGUUGGUGAAUCAUUAGUGUUUUUGUUUUUUCUCCCCAUCUGUUUACCAAAGUUGUAUGCUAAAACAGCUAUAAUUAAGCAUGUAAUUUUUGCACGUACACUUUAUUCUUAGGGUUUUGUUUUUCCGCUUUGUUUUAUUCGGUGGAAGGGAAAUCUUAACGAUAUCUUGUUGUACAUGAUGUGUGACAAUUCUUUUAGGUUAUUUAAUUAGUAAUAGCAUAUGGAAAUAGUUGCUAA